AUGAGUAAAUUGCUGUUCAUUCGAAACAUUCGUGGCUUAGACGAACCUUCUCUUCGACAGAUUAUUAACAGUAAGAAUUUGCCUUGUGGUACUAUAAUGUUUAAGUCUGGUGGAGCAUGUGCAACAGUUGACUUUAUGGAACCGUCCACUGCCGAGUAUGCUCUGACACAGCUCAACGGUAUGCCGCUCCAAGAUCAAACCCUUGCUGUAGAACCUUACAAUGGCUUGCACAGUCAAAUGGUGAAAAAAGCAAGUUCGAACCCGGUGCACUGCGUAGUUAUGACCCCGAACGACAUGGACCAGAGUCAACAGCAGGCCAACCAGGGUAACACUCAAGAUUACAACGGUUACGCGUUCGGCCAACCGAGCUCUCAAUUCCAACCGAGACAGCCGGCCGUCCAAAGCGCCAACAAGAUCGUGAUCAGCAACGUGCCCAGCGGCGUUCGAUUCGAACAGUUGGAUCAGAUACUAUUGCAAUUUGGCCAGGUCAAAGACAUCGAGAAGCUCAGCCAACGCGAUGGACCAACACAGGUCAUACAGAUUACGUUCGAAUCCACCGAACAAGCACACAAUGCAUUAGCUAAUUUGCCAGGCUUAGAGCUUGAGGGUUGCCAGAUAAAAGUUGAACCAGCUAUGGAAAGGAGAAAUCGUAGUGCUAUAAGACAAAGGACCUAUGGAGCUCCUGGCGCUACUCCUACUAUUGGGAACAGACAAACAGAGUUCCCGUUACGUAUACUAGUGCACAGCGAUAUGGUUGGUGCAAUUAUUGGCCGAGGUGGUUCUACAAUCAGACAAAUAACACAACAAACCAGAGCCAGGGUUGAUGUUCAUAGAAAAGAUAAUGUUGGGUCCUUGGAAAAAGCUAUAACAAUCUAUGGUAAUCCAGAAAAUUGUACUAACGCAUGUCGCAAAAUUUUGGAGGUCAUGCAACAAGAAGCUACUAACACAAAUAAAAGCGAUGUGAUUCUGAAGAUCUUAGCUCAUAAUAAUCUGAUCGGUAGAAUAAUCGGAAAGGAGGGUAAUACGAUCAAGAGAAUUAUGUCUGAGACUGAAACGAAAAUUACUGUAUCUAGCAUAAAUGACAUCAACAGCUUCAACUACGAAAGGAUAAUUACUGUCAAAGGCUCAAUAGAGAAUAUGUCUAAAGCAGAGGCUCAAAUUAGCGCAAAGCUCAGACAGAGUUUUGAAAAUGAUCUACAAUCGAUGGCUCCUCAAACUGUUAUGUUCCCUGGACUUCAUCCAAUGGCAAUGAUGUCAGCAACAGGUAUAACUUAUCCAGGCCGCGGUGGUCCAACUAGUUAUCAACAAUUUGCACCAGCACCAUAUCCUCCCAUGUAUCCUUCUACCAUUCCGCCAAUUAACCCAGCUCUAGCUGCAGAUGUACAGGAAACAGCAUUUUUGUUCAUACCAAACAGUGCCGUUGGUGCUAUAAUUGGUACUAAGGGUUCUAAUAUUCGUAGUAUGAUAAGGUUUAGUGGUGCAUCAGUCAAAGUUGCAUCCACAGAAAAUGAAAAACAAGGAGUAGUAGGUAGCGCAGGUGAUGCGAACAGUGCACAACAAGCUAGCCGAAAAGUGACAAUUGUUGGUACAGCUGAUUCCCAGUGGAAGGCUCAAGGUAUGAUAUUUGACAAAUUACGGGAUGAAGGUUUUGUCCCAAACAAUGAAGAAGUCAGAUUGACUGUAGAAAUAUUGGUGCCUAGUAGCCAAGUUGGUCGCAUAAUUGGUCGCGGUGGAUCCAAUGUUAGAGAAUUGCAAAGAGUAACUGGAUCCAUAAUUAAACUGCCAACACAAGGAUCAACUGAUGGUACUGAAGAUACUACCACAGUACACAUUAUUGGUCACUUUUUGGCUACGCAAUCGGCUCAAAGGAGAAUCCGUUCGAUGGUUGCAUCUGGAGCAAAUCCAGUGCCACGUCCACAACAACGCAACAGCAGACCCACAGAAACACCACAACAGUUAACACAUUGA
Molecule: messenger RNA, 1968 nt
Organism: Macrosiphum euphorbiae (potato aphid)
Lineage: Eukaryota; Metazoa; Arthropoda; Insecta; Hemiptera; Aphididae
Source: the annotation of a GenBank genome assembly